AGCGGGGCGAGUCUUUGUUUAACUUGCACAUGACGGAAACUCUUCUCUAGAAUUCGAAGUACUCCCUUUUCACGUUCCUGGAUGCAGCGCGUCCGUUUCACAUUUCAUCGUGCACUUCAAGUGUUAUGCUAUCGUCACAACUAACCGUCUCUUUUGCACGGAAGAAAAGAAGAAUAGUCUUUUUCUUUUUUAAGAGAACAAAUAAUUAAUAAAGAGGUACCAAUGUCGGCGACAAUCAAGGCUGCGCGCGCGUGCGCCUCUACGCUGCUCUUCCACAGCCUGCGCCUGCACGCGUUUCGUGGUGCGGUGCCGCACGUUUUGGUCGUGGUCGACCGCGUGCCGUGUGUGCAGCAGAAGGCGGUGGUGGAGGGCUACGUGCAGGUGCUGCGUACGUAUCAGCAGCAGGGGGCAGCGUACCUCCGCACCAGACACGACGACGUGAUGGACUGCACCAAGACGCAGACGGACGACUGCGCCCCAGCAGAGCACAGAAGCCAUGAGGGGGAGUUGUUUAUUGCGCUCAGGCCGAACGAGAAGACACCGUGUGGGUCUGCGGGGUUUACGACAUCUGCACACCCUCCCCUUCUUGAUGCUCCUUUCGGCGCUGAUACGGACGCGGACGCGGCCCAAGCCGCUCCUACACCGUUGUCCUACUCCGUCAUGCCUUUCCAGAGCGAAGACUUUCUUGAUGUCAUCAAACGUCUGCAGUGCUUCUUUCGCCACUGCGGCGACGGUCAGCGCAGCGCGCAAACGACGUCAUCGACCGACGACUGCGCACCGCCCGCUGCGACAGUCGAACAGCCUCCAUGGUGUGAGGAGAAGUUUGCGGCGGAGUACGAGGCGCUUUGCCCGCUGCUCGGCCCGUUGCUCUCCUCCUCCGGCGAGCCGCUGGAGAGCGACGGUGCGGCGGCAGCGCACGAUGCCGUCAGCGUUCACCACGAGCGGUGCAGUGCGCUGUACAACGGUCCGCUGCGCGAGCUGCUCGGGUGCAUUCUCGUUCAGCAAAACGCCUUCCAGAAUGAGAUGAAGCGCUACCGGCUGCGGUUGAGCCUGUUUGAUUUAGGCAUCCGCGUUGCGGAGCACUGCCACCUGCUCAUCAUGAGCACCGAGGCGGACCGCCUUGCGAAGGAGGGCCGCUACCGUGAGGCGCUGGAGGAGGAUCAGGUCUACAGUUACGCGCGUUCGUGCGCCUUCCGCCCCGAGCAGGCGCAGACGCUGGCCAAGGCGAUUUCCGACGCCAUCGACCUGCACAGCUGGAAGCGUAUUGCGGCGGAUGCGGCAGAAGGUGCUGCCGCUUCAACCGACACGACGCAACCACCACCUCCACCAGCGUCGUUCGCAGAGGCGUUGCACAACGAGGAGCUGCGAGCCAUCUUUAAUCCUGGCGCGUUGCACUGGGGAGCGCCGACAACGACGACGACCACCACCACAGCAGCAGCAGAGGUCACCACCGAUGUAGAGGCGGCGCUGCGCCAGCUCAUCGACGGCCCCGGCAUCCCGCUCUCCAUCGUCUCACGCGACCCCGCCAAGGUGCUCACCUUCAGCGGCGGCAUGGAGGACUGCCUCUCCAACACGGGCUACUACGUCGCGGCGUACGCGCCGGAGCGCAAUGACGUGUGGCGCCACCGCGAGCGCUUCCAUCUUGCCAUGACGGAGGAGGCGGAGGCGGAGGUAGAGGCGGAAGAGGGCUGUGCACUGGACCUUGCAAAGGCGGAGCCGUUGUCGGGGGCCGGCGCCAGCACCGCCGCCUCAUCCACCGUGGGUGUGCACGGCCGGAUGAAGAAGAAGGAAUACCUGGCGCUGCUGAAGGCGAAGGGGCAGAAGCCGAACAAGCGGCAGCACGACAGCGACGAGGACGAGGACGGGGCGCUGGGCCGCAGCAACGCACCAGCCGGCUCGUGCAUCUCCAACAGCAUCGGUGGCACCUUCCCCAUUGGCGAGGCCAUCAGCGAGUCCUUUGACCUCUCGCAGCUCAACGGCACCUGCGACGUGUUCGCCUAUCCGGAUGUGUUCAAGCAGGUGACGAUGAGCCGUCCUGCGCCGUUUACCAUGACGAUUGCGAAGGGCGUCGUGACGCAGAUCAGCGACGGGGCACCGGCGGAGUUUCUCGAUCUGCUAAGCCUCGUCCGUCAGGUGGAGGGCGACUGCUACGUUCGUGAGCUCGGCAUUGGCCUCAACCCGUACGUCGGUCUCGCACACGUCGUCAGCGACGUCACCACUUUCGAGCGUCAGUGGGGCAUUCACCUCUCGCUGGGGCAGCGGCACCCCCUCUUUGUGAAGCAGCGGGUGCGCUGCAACGCCGACGGCAGCGUCGCAACGGGCGUGCACGUAGUGGGCCCGGUGCUGAAACGCAAAGCCGGUAAGUACCACAUUGAUGUGUUUAUCGACGCCGCGCAGCUGAAGAUGAACGACGUGUUCUCCAUCGACUUCACGAAGGGCAUUGCGAUCCCGUAA
Messenger RNA from Leptomonas pyrrhocoris, 2454 nucleotides. RefSeq lists its product as hypothetical. The transcript has a single exon. The record is from RefSeq and is a predicted model, not a curated record. NCBI's taxonomy places the organism in Eukaryota, Euglenozoa, Kinetoplastea, Trypanosomatida, Trypanosomatidae. Bases 223 to 2454 code for a protein of 743 amino acids.